Molecule: messenger RNA, 1713 nt
Organism: Sphenostylis stenocarpa
Lineage: Eukaryota; Viridiplantae; Streptophyta; Magnoliopsida; Fabales; Fabaceae
Source: the annotation of a GenBank genome assembly
AUGGCCAAAAAGAAAUUGUCUCAUUCUUCACAAUCUCAAGACCCCAAACAAUCCCAAAUGGAAGCUCAAACAAUGUCAGUGGUUAACCUAACUGAUAACUCCUCUUCUCACAAGAUUGAGAAUCUCAAAAACCUCAAUGCUGUCCUUCUCAAAGAGACUACUCAAUGCCGCCACCAGAUUCAAUAUCUCCAGUCCGAGCUCCACCGUUCCGCCGUCACCUACGACGAUAACCUCGCCGCUUUCCACAUAGAAAACGCCGUUACUUCCCUCUUUGUCGACUGCCAGGUCCAGGAGAUGAACCUCUGUUUCCACACACUUCUUGGAGAGAAGGACGGCGAGGUUGACGCUCUCAAAUGUCAACUCAGUGGCCUUGCUCUGCGUCUCCAGAAGGAGACCACUGCUCUCGCGAAAGAGAGAGACAGUCUGGCCUACAAGAGAAAACUGUUCGAGGAGAGUGCAGACAGAGAGGGGAAGCUUCGAGAAGAAAUGGAGAAGAUUAGGUCGGACAGUGAAGAGAUGUUGUCGCAGCAACAGAUAGACAUCGAGGAAUUGAAAAUGGAGCGAGAUUCGGCACUGAAGAGUUCUCGAGAGUCACUUGCCGCUGUUGAAAUCUUAAAGGAGAAGAUUGAAGCGGUGACAAGGGAGAAGAAUGAGUAUGUGAAGGUGAGCCAGAAUCAGGAGCAGAAAAUCGGUCGUCUUGAAGAGGAGUUGACAGUCGUCAACGAGUCUUGGAAGAAGCAAGAGCAGUGCAUGCGCGUUCAGUUUAUCCAUGUGGACGAGAGGCUUGGUGUAGCGACGCAGAAGAUGGAGGAGAUGGCGAAGGAGAUCAGUACCUUGCUCGCUGAGAAGAAGGAGAUUGAAAAGAGUGUUGCGAUGUUAAAUGAGGAUAUCGCUGGUGCUCGGAAGAGUUUGAAUGUGAUUCGGAAUGAGUUGGAAGAUAAGCAGCGUGAGGUUGAUGAAGCUGUUAGAGUUAAGGGUGAAAUUGAGGAGGUGAAGGUUAAUCUGGAAGGUGAAAUUGUUGAGUUGAGAGAAAAAAUCAGUGAAUUGAUGGAGUCUUACCAAAAGUUUGAAGAGGAAAACAAGGAGCUGCUUUCACAAGUAAAGAGUUACAGAAUUGCUGUGGAGGAUGAAAUAGUAGAGAAGGAAAACAUGAAGAAAGUGUUUUAUGAGGAGAAGAAGAAAGUGGAGAAGUUAGAGCUGCUAAUUGCGAAAUCGCAGGAAGAGGUUGUGAAGAGGGAUGCUGAUUUGGUAAAAGUGAGAAGUGAAAGAGAGAGGCUGGUUGAGAAUGAAAAGAAGAUGGAAGGCCAUGUGGGUGAUUUGAGAAAUGAAAAUGAAGCAUUGAAGAGUAAGCUUUUGGAGGCGAGAAAGGAGGUUAAGGAAUUGAGUGCUAAGGUUGAAGUUUGGUGCAAUAAUUCGAACAGGGCCCUGACAUUGUUGAAGAAUGCAGCUGCACUCGUAUCUCAACAGAAGGAAAGAGGAGAGGAAGUGGUGUCAAAUGUGGAAGAAAUGGAAGUAGGUGUUGAAGAAGUGGAGAAAAUAAAAAAGGCAUUUAAAAGCAAAGAGGAAAUGUUGGAUGAAAUGAAGCAGAAAGUUGUUUCAUUGAACAAGUCUGUGGCUGAGGCACACAAAAGUAAGAACAUAUGGACUGUGAUAUCCUCUGCAACUACAAUUUUUGCUGCUGCCUUAGCUGCUUAUGUUGCUAGAGGACGCUGA